Messenger RNA from Dothidotthia symphoricarpi CBS 119687, 1794 nucleotides. RefSeq lists its product as uncharacterized. Gene Ontology annotation, cellular component: nucleus. The coding region runs from base 1 to 1794 and encodes 597 amino acids. NCBI's taxonomy places the organism in Eukaryota, Fungi, Ascomycota, Dothideomycetes, Pleosporales, Dothidotthiaceae. The record is from RefSeq and is a predicted model, not a curated record. The transcript has 3 exons. Gene Ontology annotation, molecular function: small GTPase binding; guanyl-nucleotide exchange factor activity. Gene Ontology annotation, biological process: protein import into nucleus.
AUGCCUUCACAACCCCUCGAAUCCGGCUGGAAUUUCAGCUCCGUCAUCAAUCUGAUAGACUCGGACACUCACGACAUGGCCUCCCCGCCUCGAGAGUCGCGCUCUCCAGCUCCUGAAUCUACGUCAUACGGCAAGGGAGGAGGCAUAUCUCUGGGUAAUUUCUCGAGACUGUUCGAAGACUUGGGUAUCUCAAAUGAUGUGCCAGUUUCGAUGGCUCCAUUGCCGCCACUUGACCAAGAUUCUGAACUGAGUAAUUCCUCCGAUGAUGCUCUCCCGCAGAAACCAACACUUGAUAGCUUUGCGCUGGCUGCUCCCGUGUUGCUCCGAGCGCCAUUUUCUGACGAUGCGCAAGCUGGCUUGACCAAAAAGCAGCGUCGGAAAGCUCGCAGGCAAGCUGAGAAGGAAGAGGAAGAGCAUGAAUUAGCCAAGAAAGCACUCAAAGACAGGCGAAAGCUGCGAGAGGAACUCGAGGCUCUUGCCGAAACGUCGACUCAGAGUGACGAGGCCACCCAUACACCAUCAAAAUCACAUCGGACUCGAUCUAAUGUCGGCACAAAGAUCAUUUCCUCUGUAGCAGCUCCAGCUGUUCAGAAGUCUGUGGUUCCUGUCGCUAUGCCAUCACAGCCUCCGACGACUCCCAACCGCCCUCAGCGUCCUGCUCUUGGCCAGCAUUUGAGUUCUACUGCGCGACCAAUUACACCUCAGCCUCAAACUGUUGGUAAACCUGUACAAUCUACGGCAAGGUUUGGCACACCUACUUCAUUCCAAUAUGGGAGCGACCAUGGUCUCGUGCCGCGGACUGUUCAACCUGUUACUGUACCACGCCCUUCUCGACCUGAUACUGUUGCACGGAAGUCCGCUCCAGCAGUACAGCGUUGCGAAGCGCGCCCGGCCCCAUCAACGCCGAUGCCUCUUACAGCUGCGCCUCCUGUCUUUGCGACACCAACCAGUCGACCAGGAACAGUAACCAUACGGUCACAAGUGGAUCGCCACUUCAACCUCUUCCAUAAGCUUCUCAACUAUUUCCCGGACGACGCCCGGUGGGUUGUUGCUCCGAGGCAGUUGGUCAACGAGAAGAGCACGGCUGAAGGCCUGCACAUAUUUGUUGAUGUUUCGAACAUCAUGAUUGGUUUUAGGGACAACCUUCGAAGCCAAGGAAUCUUCCAGCCUUACGACAUGUCUUUCGAUAGCUUGGCCUUGUUGAUGGAAAGGCGUCGACCGGUAGCGAAGCGUAUUCUUGCUGGAUCUCACCGCGAAGCCAACCCGCUGGCGCACAUGAAAAAACUCGUCGACACUUCCAAGGCUGUCGGAUACGAGAACAAUGUGAUUGAGCAGGUCUAUAUCUCACGCGAACCAUCGGAUAAGAAGAAAUUCUUUGACGAUGUGAAGAAAAUGGGUUGGAAUCGAGCUACCGAGAAACAUUCUGGCAGCGGCAGUGGCAGCGACUCUGAAACGGGUGUGCCUGCGCCGGCGAAGACUCCUUCAGCUCCGAAAUGGGUUGAACAGGGAGUGGACGAGCUUCUUCAUCUGAAGAUGUGCCAGAGUAUUAUCGAUACCGAGUCGCCCAGCACCAUUGUUCUCGCGACUGGCGAUGGCAACGUUGCCGAGAUGUCGGACGGCUUUCUCGCACAUGUGGAGCGUGCGCUGAAGAACGGGUGGAAGGUUGAGUUGGUCAGCUGGAGACAGCAGACCAACGGUGGAUACAAGAACAAGAAGUUUCGCACAAAGUGGGCCGAGCAGUUCCGGAUUAUUGAGCUCGAUGACUUUUUGGAGGAUCUGAUUGAUACGCCUUAG